GGAGUGAGUCUCUGAGCAUCUGGGUGCUUGCUCCUUGCUCCUCUAGGUUGCUGUCUUUUGAGACCGCUGACAUCCCUGUGUCACCUGGAGUACGGCAGGCAGGUUCUCUGCUCUCCACCCCCACCCUUCCUUAGCUGGACACACCUCCCUCCUCCUCCUCCUCCCACCCCUCCCUAAAAUCUGAGCAUCCUUUCUUGCCUCCCCCCCACCUCCCCCUGCUGGAGUCUCACGGGUACCGCGGAGGGGAAGUCCUCCGCGCCCUUGGCAUGAAAAUGAUGGCAGGAGGCUCUGUGCAUCAGAACGGCAUCUUCCCUUCAGCUCCUCAGCAGCAGCAGCAGCAACAGCAGCAACAGCAGCAAGGGGGGCCCCAGCCGCAGCAGCCCCCCCAAGCCCCUCCACAGCCCCACAUGGAUUCGGAUCCUCCUGACUCUAGGAAAAGGCCUUUGGAGACCCCCACGGAAGCGAUCAGCACCAAGAGGAGCAACACAGGAGAGGAUGGCGAGUACUUCCUUAAGGUCCUGAUCCCUAGCUAUGCUGCUGGAUCCAUCAUCGGCAAAGGAGGCCAAACAAUUGUCCAGUUGCAGAAAGAAACUGGAGCCACCAUCAAGCUCUCAAAGUCCAAGGACUUUUACCCAGGGACGACGGAGCGUGUGUGUCUCGUUCAAGGCACAGCAGAAGCCCUUAACGCUGUUCACAACUUCAUCGCUGAGAAGGUCCGAGAGAUCCCCCAGUCUGUAGUGAAGCCGGAAUCAGUCAAUAUCCUGCAGCCCCAGACAACCAUGAAUCCUGACCGAGCCAAGCAGGCCAAGGUGAUUGUUCCUAACAGCACCGCCGGGUUGAUCAUCGGCAAAGGAGGGGCCACUGUCAAGGCCAUCAUGGAGCAGUCUGGAGCAUGGGUACAGCUGAGCCAGAAGCCCGAGGGCAUCAACCUCCAGGAGCGCGUGGUGACCAUCAGUGGCGAGCCUGAGCAGAUCCACAAGGCUGUUGACAUCAUUGUCCAGAAGAUCCAGGAGGACCCGCAGAGCAGUAGCUGCCUCAACAUCAGCUAUGCCAACAUUACUGGCCCCGUGGCCAACUCUAACCCAACUGGAUCACCCUAUGCCAACUCCACGGACGUGCUGCCAGCUGCCGCUGCUGCAGCCACAGCUUCAGGCCUGCUGGGUCACACCAGCCUGGCGGGAGUAGGAGCCUUCCCAGCUGCUCUACCAGGUUUCUCUGGCAGUGACCUUUUGGCCAUCAGCACGGCUCUCAACACCUUAGCGAGCUAUGGAUACAACACCAGUUCUUUGGGUCUCGGCCUCAACUCAGCCGCCGCCUCUGGGGUGCUGGCAGCUGUAGCCGCUGGUGCUAAUCCAGCAGCAGCAGCUGCUGCUAACCUCUUGGCUUCCUAUGCCAACGAAGCUUCUACUAGUACCACCACCCCAGCUGGUGCGGUUGGAGCCUUCACCUUGGGUUCCUUAGCCGCAGCCACUGGGGCAGCCAACGGCUAUCUGGGGACGGCCUCUCCAUUGGUGGCUAGCUCCUUCUUGGCCACGGAGAAGCUUGUGGAAAGCGCCAAAGAUAUGGUGGAGAUUGCUGUGCCGGAGAACCUAGUGGGCGCCAUUUUGGGGAAAGGCGGCAAGACGUUAGUUGAGUACCAGGAGUUGACAGGCGCCCGCAUCCAGAUUUCCAAAAAGGGGGAGUUCAUCCCGGGUACUAGGAACCGUAAAGUCACCAUCACAGGCACUCCAGCCGCCACACAAGCGGCACAGUAUCUUAUCAGCCAGCGAGUAACGUAUGAGCAAGGAGUUCGAGCCACCAACCCACAGAAAGUGGGAUAAGAGAAGGCUGGGGGAAGGAGUAGAAUUCAAAUCAAUUCUUUAAUCAUUAAAAUGGUAACCUACCCAACACCAGCCCCAGUCCAGUGUCCAUUUCUCUCUCUCUCUCACCCACCCACAGACACACUCACACACACACUCCUGGCUGAGAAACAGCCCAGCGUAUGUUUUACCGGACCUUUAUUUCACCAAUGGUGCAACCUGUUUGUGUAUAUAUCUAUAUAUAUAUGGCAACGUUUUCUUUUUAAGUUUAUGGAUUUUAAUAGAAAAACAUUUUUUAAGAAAAAAAAUCCUCUUUCUUUCCCUCUUUAUUUCUGAGUUUCUUAUCCAAGAAUCUUGAUGGGGAAAGAUAUGUCUCUUACUACUUCUUUCCCCACUCACCAGAGUAAUGAUCAACUUCAGGAUUUCUUGAUGGGGUAUAUGUCCGCUCAGAGUGUUACCAUCUGUAGAUGCUCAGAUCUGGAGGGAAGCAGAGAUGGGUUCAAAUCCAGGCGCAGUGGUUCAUGAAGUGACAUCUGCCCCAUGACCUUGAAUUCUGAAGUUGAUGCAGCUCUAUAUUCUGUCUAAUCCACCCGGGGUUUGUAGUGACACUCAACAUGGAUUUUCUAUCUGUAGGUAGCAUAGCUCGUGCUAAGGUGAGGUUGAGGAAUGAGGGGUUGUACUGGGGUGGGCUCUGCAAUGGGGAAAUGGCCUGGUUGGGUUAGUAGUUUUUUGUUUGUUUCUUGCUCCUCCCCUUUUUUCUUUUUUACAAUUCUUCUAUGCAUAUUUUCAGGGGAGGGGGAGAGGGUGAUGUGUGUGUGUGUCCUUUCCCCUAUUUCUCAGCCCUAUUAAUCAAAAGGAAAAAAAUUGUUUGAAAGUUGUAGAUGAGCAUCCGUGCUAUACUGAAGAAAUAAUUGGAAAGAAGUCAGGGGGAAUCGGACCCAAGUAUUCACAGUGGAGAAUUGUCAUGAAGUGCGGGUAUUGCCUUGCUCGGAAACAGGGCUCUGAGGUUGUUAGGUUGCUUCUCCUGUGAUUUUAUGAGUGCCAGAAUUGUAGGGAGGCAACAUAAAUAAAUAACAAGCCUCCUGAGAUGUGGCAAGUGCCUGAGAACAAAGUAGGAGGCUACUUCCUGUGAGGCAGAAAUCAGAUUCCCGUUCCUGUGUCAGGGUGGUAUAAGCUGCUUCUUCAUGGGGGUGCCAUGAGGCAGUGUUCUCUUUCCUGUGAUGCAUGUGGCUCCUUCCCAUUGUAACGCCUCUCAGGAAUAUCAGUUUCUUGGCUUUGGAACAUGACACUUCCUGUUAGGCUACAUCCCCUAAUAGAUAAGUUCCCUUGCCUCUCCUCUCACAUUCGAUUGUGUCCUGAUAGCAGGAAAAAAGCUUUAAUUGGCUUUUCAGGGUUUGCCAUCUGAACCAGUGGCAAGUUUUCCUAAAAAGACAAGAACAGCAGCAAAACUCAUUCCAGAUUUGUCAACAAGUUACCGUCCCUUUUGGUAAAAACCCAAAAGGCCUACCUGCAUGCUACUGUAUGGCCUAGUGCAUUCAGUAAAGCCGUCAAAGGUUGCACAACUCUCCUCUCCCUGCCUACACAGUGGAAGCACGAGGGCAUCCACAAGCUGUGUGGUGGCUGCCAUGAUCAGUAUUAGCUCACUGAGCAGUGCCGUAUGUUGGCAAAGAGGCUCUUUCCUGAUCCCCACCCAAUUGUGGCUUCUCUCUAACCCACAGUCCAUCCCUCCUUCCUUCCUUCCCUCCCUCUCUCUUUUUACAAGCAGUAUUACCAAUUCACAACUGUGAGAAGGCCUUGGCUCCUAACAAUCACCCAGCCAGGGAUGCCACUUCCUUGCUCCAGUUGCCUCCUCCCUUGUGAAGAUUUGCUCAUAGAGUCCCAGUCCUAGCGCAGCUUGAUCAGUGCUUCCUGUUUCCAGGAGAAUGCAGUCACUGUUUGGAUGGUGACGAAUGUCAGGCAAAUAUGGCUUGCAUCGUAGAGAUGUGAGGUAAAAUGGCAGCACUGCUCCCCCUUUCUGUGUCACUAUCCUGCCAUCCAAAUGGCAGCUUUCGGUUUGGUAGUCAAAGCACAGGGCUGUGUGCAUUGCUCUCGUUUUUUCUUCUCUCUCUGUGUUUGCUAGCCAUCGAAUGAUCAACACUGCUUAUCUCCUUCCUCACCCACUCAUCCACCCUUAAAAGGGUAAUAAAAUAAAUCAGGGUAUUUCCCUGCUAUGUUUACAUAUAGGACUUGCAACAUCCUCUAACACAUGGAGAGGAUUUAGUCCGAUCUGCUUUUGAAGAUGCCAGCAUUUUAAUAAGAGCAUCCCUCCCACCCCAGCUUUCCUGUUGUGUGUUUGUUGUUCUGUGUACCUCAUGGGAACAUUAGAGUCCAGGGUUUGCCAGAAGGCUGAACAAAUCAGCAGCAUUAUAGUGCAAUAUCAAACACUGGGUUGCAUCAGUCUUUUCCCUUUUUUUUACAAAAAGGUUGCUUGAAAGUUAGCUUGUGUGGGACCCUCCUGUUGCUGGCUUGCUCUGGUGGUAUGCUGUUUCCUGUUUCAGAGUGAACUACUUCCUGUGUAAGGUCUCAAAUGUGAAGUGGAUAUCUACCUCGUCACCUGGAUCUCACCAUGAUGUGGCACAAUACACGGCUUCCUUUCAGGUCGUGCAGGUGUGAGUGACCUUGCAGCCAUUAUGGCCGACGUUAGCUAGUGUGAUACUGUUUUUGGGGUGACUUUGUGUGUGUGUGUGUGUGUGUGCGCGCGCAUAUGUUGCCUUGUUUGUAGUAGGGUUGGUGGCAGGAUAUUUCUCUGUUGGGAAGAGCUGAGCUUGAGGGAGAAUCCCAUUUGGUAUGGCUGAGAUAUUUCAAGUUGGGUCAGGAGCUGAAUGGGGCAUGUUUGUGACGACGGUCUUGUCUGAGACCUUUGGGGGGAGAAGAAGCUGGGAAGGCAAGCAAGAGAAAUUCUCAUGUGGUUUAAUCUCUUGGUGGCUUCUCAAUGCACUUGUAACUUGUUAGCACAGAUUUGUUUCUUACAGCAGCCUAAACAUCCAACUCUCCUCCCUUCUUACUGCAGUGUCAAGGUGUGGACUUGUGCAAUAUUCUUGCUAGAGGGGAAACGUUUCCUUCCCGGCUCUUUAUGAAGCAUGGGGGUGGAGUUGGGGUGGUGGGAGACUUUGGCACUUUUCCCCACCUUUCUUUAGGAUCCUACAUUAGCUUGUGCAACUGUUAGGCAAGGCCAGCGCUCAGGCUGACUGUGGGGUCUGAUAUGGGGAGGUGGGGAAUUAAUCACUUAUUAGGCAGUAGUAUGCCUCUCAGUUCUGUUUUCCUUCUUAGAUUGAAGGGGGGGUUGUCUUAAGACUCUAAAACCACUAGGAAGCAAAACUCAAAAUGUGAAACUUAAAUACUAUAAAAAACAUAAAAAAGGAAGCAAUAUCUAUAUAGUAUCUUGCACUGAUUUUAUGGAGCUAGGAAAAGUUGUGUUUUAUCUGAAAAGUUUGUCAGUCAGUGAAAGAAAUUGCCAGCGAUUAAAGGCCUCUAUUUACACUGGCUGAGAUUCCGGGCCACCCGGUUUUUAUGAUGAACAAAAUAUUGCUGCUGUUUAGCAAGUGUGUUGCAUAUCAGACUUUUUGUCGGGGGGGGGUAUAAGGAAAUGUUUUUGUGCCAAACUCUUAGUCUGCGUCUUUUUAAAUACUGUGGAUGCGUAAGACAAAAAGGGACAUUGCCCCAGCCCUCCCUUCCCUCAAAAUGCUGCAGAUAUUUUGACAGUAUCUUCCAAGGCUGCACUUUCUACUUCUUGCUGUUGUUUCUGGCCCCCUCUUCUUUCUACAAUGGGAGCUUAUGGGUAGGGCUGUGCGUGCUUCAGUAUCCAGCUUCUGUGCCAAGGAAACCCCAAUUCUGCAACAAAGGAAAUAAUGUGGAUUCUGCAGCCUGGAUGGAUUAUGCUAAUGAGGCCAGUCUGCAUAUUUUCUCUUAUUUUGCAUACUUCUGCAUUUUUAAAAUUUUAGCAUAAUGCCUCUUAUUUCUGCAAGUGAUGGGGAGGGGUAAGAAGUUAUGUACUAAAGCACACCCUCUCCUGCUUGACUUCUGGAAAACUUCAUCAGCUUCUCUGUGGCUCAGGCACUUUCAAUCAUAUUUUUGAGGAUCAGAAAGUGCUCCCCCAAUGGAUUAAGGAGCUCGAUUUUGUAUCCAGGACUUCCUUGUAUGGCAUUCCCAUCUUUCUUGCUGCAAUCAUAGAGCCCUGGCUGUGGGUUAAGCAGUGGUACCAAAUUUCCUGGGGGCAUUAUUGAAUCCCUCACCCUGGCGAUUUUUUCACUUGAAAAUCUCCCCAGCAGGGACAACAAUGCCCUUUAUGGCUUGUGACUGAGUUGCCCAGAUCACUGAGUCUGUUGUAGAGCAUCUGUUGCACUUCUCUGGGCCUUUAGGAUAGGAUGAGCUGGAUAUCUGAGUGAAGAAAAGUACAUCUGCCAUAUUCUGUACAAUAGUUUUCAACUAUUACUUUUUUAAAAAAUGCCUGUUGUAGGCCAUAUGGUUGCUCAGUAAAGCUUGCGCCUCUGAAGAUACGGAAUACAAUCCAGUCUGUGGUACUUUGGACUGCAGGACUGUGCACCAUUCUGAAGAUUAUUAUAAUUCUUUUUGACAUUUUGACUGGAAGAAAUCAAAAGUCUAUAGGGCCUUAUGUCUCAGCCUGAGGAAUCAAGGAUUCAGGCAUUGAACUCCCCUGGCAGAUCCAUUGAGCUGAAUCUCUUUGGGUUUUAGUGCAGAGAACUGAAAAUCAGUGCUGCAGACUACCUAAAGAUGGUGGUGGCUUUUUAUUGCAAAAAGGGUGGCUUUACUAAAAACCAGGAAAUGAAUCUGGCAAUUAGCUCAAAAUUAUCUUUUCUACUUGCACAAAAUCAUCGCACAGGUGGACGAGCAGCUGUCUGUUCUGGCCACUGGCUCAGAGGCCCAAAAGUCUUUUUUCUUUUGGUUUUUUUGUCCGCGAAGGUUAGCAUGCACGCCCAAGGAUGGGCCCAAGGGUUCAUGGCAGAGCCUCUCCUCCUGGGAUAUCCAGCUGAACAGGCUCCAGGGCAGCAAGACCAGUGGGAAAUCUUUUUUUGGAUAGCUGCUGCAGCCCUGGGCAGUUUUAUAGGCUCACGUGCCCUUUACUUGCCAAAUCACUUUGGCCAAUAGAAUUUGCACCCAGAGUUCCUUGCCAAGAAUGUUUUGAUCCUUUCAGUGCUGAAAUCCCUUCUUCAGCUCUUUUUUAAUAAAGGUUUCCCUGACCUCUUCUUUUUCCUUCCUGCUUCCUGCCAUCCACAAGAUCCUGCUACGCUUCAGACCUGUAGAGAGCAUCCACAGUGCAAGUUCCAUUGAACCUGAGCCAAGCUGUGCAAGAGCGGGGUAUCGCUGUGUACAUCUCUUGUUCGUUCUAAAAGAGCUUUUGUAGGAUAACUUUUCUAGUAAAUUCCAAGCUCCCCCCCUCUUUACGCUUCUCUUUCUAAUCUGCAAAAUUAUUUUCCUCUUUGAGAAGGAUGCCAGGGGCGGGGAGAAGCAUUAGAGAAGCAUUUCUGGCCACUGCAACAUUGGAAUGAUUACUGCAGCUGUCCCCAACCUGAUGCCCUCCAGGUGUCUUGAACUACAACUCCCAUCAGCCCCAGUCAGCAUGGCCAUGCUGGCUGGAGCUGCUGGGAGUUGUGGUUCAAAACAUCAGGAGGACACCAGGUUGGGGAAGGAUGGAUUUACUGUAUUGUACCACAAUGUCUUAUCGGUGGAACAAUGAACCAUCGGGAAUAAUAUUGACAUAUCCUGUUUUAAAAAGACGCACUUUUUCCCAUUUUUGAAGUGCCAAACUAUUAUUUAUAGAGAACAUGCAGCUAUUUAAUUUUUUUUUA
Messenger RNA from Rhineura floridana, 7645 nucleotides. RefSeq names its product NOVA alternative splicing regulator 2 (gene NOVA2). Gene Ontology annotation, molecular function: mRNA binding. Lineage: Eukaryota; Metazoa; Chordata; Lepidosauria; Squamata; Rhineuridae. Gene Ontology annotation, biological process: regulation of alternative mRNA splicing, via spliceosome; mRNA splicing, via spliceosome. Bases 267 to 1820 code for a protein of 517 amino acids. The record is from RefSeq and is a predicted model, not a curated record. The transcript is spliced from 5 exons. Gene Ontology annotation, cellular component: nucleus; cytoplasm.